CAGCCCAGCCUCCCGCAGCCUUCCCUACAUCAAGGGCCAGGGUCAAACGCCUCCCAGCAGAGGGAGAGAGGAGGUUGUGUGAGACAGGCUGCUCCUGACAGAAGGAUGUCGCAGCUGAGCCUGUCCUGGCUGGGCCUCGGGCCGGUGGCAGCAUCCCCGUGGCUGCUCCUGCUGCUGGUCGGGGCCUCCUGGCUGCUGGCCCGUGUCCUGGCCUGGACCUACACCUUCUACGACAAGUGCCGCCGGCUCCAGUGUUUCCCGCAGCCUCCAAAACGGAACUGGUUCGUGGGUCACCUGGGCCUGGUCAACCCCACAGAGGAGGGCAUGAGAGUUCUGUCUCAGCUGGUGGCCACCUACUCCCAGGGCUUCAGGGUCUGGAUGGGCCCCUUCAUCCCCCUCCUCAGUUUGUGCCACCCUGACAUCAUCCGGCCUGUCGUCAACGCCUCAGCCACCAUUGCACCAAAGGACAAGUUCUUCUACAGCUUCCUGAAGCCCUGGCUGGGGGACGGGCUCCUGCUGAGCGCCGGUGACAAGUGGAGCCGCCACCGCCGGAUGCUGACGCCCGCCUUCCACUUCAACAUCCUGAAGCCCUACAUGAAGAUUUUCAAUGAGAGCGUGAACAUCAUGCAGGUUUGGCCUCAGCUGGGACCCCUGGAUAUUCCUCUCUGUGAUUGUCUCCUUCCAGUAGGCACUCCAUGGUUCACAAUGCAGGCAGGUUUCCAGGCCAAGUGGCAGCGCCUGGCCUCAGAGGGCAGUGCCCGUCUGGACAUGUUUGAGCACAUCAGCCUCAUGACCCUGGACAGCCUGCAGAAAUGUGUCUUCAGCUUUGACAGCAAUUGUCAGGAGAAGUCCAGUGAAUAUAUCGCUGCCAUCUUGGAGCUCAGUGCCCUUGUGUCAAAAAGACAUCAUGAGAUCCCCCUGCACUUGGACUUCCUGUAUUAUCUCACUCCCGAUGGACGGCGCUUCCGCAGGGCCUGCCGCCUGGUGCACGACUUCACAGACGCCGUCAUCCAGGAGCGGCGCCGCACCCUCCCUAGCCAGGGUGUUGACGACGUCCUCCAAGCCAAGGCCAAGUCCAAGACUCUGGACUUCAUUGAUGUGCUCCUGCUGAGCAAGGAUGAAGAUGGGAAGGAGUUGUCUGAUGAAGACAUAAGAGCAGAAGCUGACACCUUCAUGUUUGAGGGCCAUGACACCACGGCCAGUGGUCUCUCCUGGGUCCUCUACCACCUUGCAAAGCACCCAGAAUACCAGGAGCGCUGCAGGCAGGAGGUGCAAGAGCUUCUGAAGGACCGUGAGCCUAAAGAGAUUGAAUGGGAUGACCUGGCGCAGCUGCCCUUCCUGACCAUGUGCGUGAAGGAGAGCCUGCGGCUGCAUCCCCCGGUCCCGGUCAUCUCCCGCCAUGUCACACAGGACAUUGUGGUCCCAGACGGCCGGGUCAUCCCCAAAGGCGUUAUCUGCCUCAUCAGUGUUUUCGGAACCCAUCACAACCCAGCUGUGUGGCCAGACCCUGAGGUCUACGACCCCUUCCGCUUCGACCCGGAGAACAGCAAGGAGAGGUCACCUCUGGCUUUUAUUCCCUUCUCGGCAGGGCCUAGGAACUGCAUCGGGCAGGCAUUCGCGAUGGCGGAGAUGAAGGUGGUGCUGGCGCUCACGCUGCUGCGCUUCCGCGUCCUGCUGGACCACACCGAGCCCCUCAGGAAGCCGGAGCUGGUCAUGCGUGCGGAGGGCGGACUUUGGCUGCGUGUGGAGCCCCGGAGCUGAGGUCUGCAGAGACCUACUCUACCCCUCCUAAAAUGACCCCUGAUUCAUCAACAGUGAGGCAUAGAAUUACCAUAUGACUCUAUUCCGCUGCAAAGCUUUCCAUCCUAGAUAUAUACUCAAAAUAAUUGACAAAGGUGUUCAAACAAAAAGACGCUUGUGCGUGAAUGUUCAUGGCAGCCCUAUUCACAGUAGCCAAGUGAUGAAACCAACCCCAAUGUAUGUAUUACCAGAUGAAAGCAUAAACAAAGUGUGGCCCAUCCAUACAAUGGAAUAUUACACAGCCAUAAAAAGGAAUGAAGCACAGAUCCAUACACUGUGGAUGAACCUUCAAUACAUGAUACUGAAUGAAAGACGUCACACGAAAGGUCACCUAGUGUAUGAUUCUUUUAUAUGAAAUUUCUAGAACAGGCCAGUCUGAAGAGAUGUAAAGCAGAUUGGUGGCUUUCAGGAGCUGUGGGGAGGUGGGACUGAGGAGGACCUGCUAAUCAGGACAGGGUUUCCUCCUGGGAUGUGGAAAUGUUCCAGACCCAGAUAGUGACAAAGGGAGCAUGACAUUGUGAGUACACUAAAUGCUAUUGAACUGAACACUUUGAAAUGGUGAAUUUUGUGUUAUGUGAAUUUUACCUCAAUCAGAAAAAAUGCUAUUUUAUCUCACAUAUUUUUUUUUCUGUCUGGGUUGUUCACAUAAUAUAUGGUGAGCAUCUUUCCAUGACGUUAAAGCAUCUUACGAAACAUUA
Cebus imitator (Panamanian white-faced capuchin) is the source of this 2498-nucleotide messenger RNA. RefSeq names its product cytochrome P450 family 4 subfamily F member 2 (gene CYP4F2). The record is from RefSeq and is a predicted model, not a curated record. NCBI's taxonomy places the organism in Eukaryota, Metazoa, Chordata, Mammalia, Primates, Cebidae. The transcript has 14 exons. Bases 106 to 1761 code for a protein of 551 amino acids. Gene Ontology annotation, molecular function: heme binding; oxidoreductase activity, acting on paired donors, with incorporation or reduction of molecular oxygen; iron ion binding.